AUGGGUCGGCGAAAGAUCGAGAUCAAGGCGAUCAAGGAUGAUCGCAAUCGUUCAGUUACUUUUCUGAAACGGAAGGGUGGUCUCUUUAAGAAGGCGCAUGAGCUUGCGGUGCUAUGCUCAGUAGAUGUUGCUGUCAUCAUAUUCGGUCACAACAAGAAGCUAUAUGAAUUUUCAUCAUGUGAUAUGCGCGAGACCUUGGGUCGUUAUCAAUAUUUCGGCCCGCCGCACGAGCAUAAAGGCCCUGAGGACUUUAACGGCCGGCGCGAUGACGACGACGAUGAAGAUGAGACCACACCUGCCCCUGAAGAAAUGCAUCCAACACCACCGCAAAAUAACCCUCCGAUGAUACCAACUCAUCUCCCCAGUCAUCCCGGCUUCCAACAUGUUAAUCAUGCACCUUCCGCAUCCCCUCCCAUCGGCAAUGGACUGCCGUUUGAUCCGCGUCACGGUACCCCUCAACCUCAAGGACUUUCAAGACCAUCUUCCAGAAAUCACGUUCGCAGAGUUAGUUCCAAUAUCGGUACCCAGCAACAUCAUGCCACACCACCGCCGCCUCAGAAUGGAUUUGCCUAUAUGUCCAACCCUUCCAUGUAUAACCCGAAUGCCCACCACGCUCUAGGUCAACAACCCCGACCCGGUCAGUUUGCGCACUUUGGCCCUCCACACGGCGUACAUCAUGCAGCGCCGCAUCAUCAGCAUCAACCUAUGCCGCCGCAAUCCAUGCCGCCACAUACAAUGCCGCCCCAGGCAAUUCCACCGCAUAUUCAACAGCAUCCCCAGCAUCCGCAUAUCCUUGCGCAGCAAACACCUCCUAUGGGUUUAUCGCAACCUUCACAUCCGCAAAUGUCCCAGGUUGCCCAAGCAUUUAUGCCGGAACAGGGAAGGAGUUCCAUGCCUCCCACGUUCCCGUCGGAGCAACAGCAGCAGCAGCAGCAGCAGGCGCAACAACAGCCCCAGCAACAACAACAGCGGACGGUAUCACUUCCCGAAGCUCCUCCAGCGGACCAGAUGCCUGGGCCGAUGAAAGCUGAAGACAGUCAGUCACCGCCGCAGCAAAGGUCGAUAUCGUCGAAAUCACGUAGUAUCUUUACGCCGAUUGAUGAUCGUGGUUCGGUCUUGGCUCGUCACUUUGGAGUCGGUCCACCUACGUCGCCGCGCAAUGAGAACUCACAAGUGAAGCUUGAAUUUUCACAUAACGAAGCAAAGGACAAAAAGGGACUCAACCAGCCAGUGGCGCCUCCCCCUCCACCACGAGCCGCGACUGAAGCGCCUCGUCCCCAGCCGGUACCUGGGAUCAAGCCUCCCGUUCGGACGAACAGCGGUCAGUUAAAUACGAAACGUCCACAGCUAAAAGUGCAAAUACCCAGCGAGAAUUCGGAUCGGGGCAGCGCAACAGCAGAUUCAUCCUCACGCGAUUCUGCAGGGAACAAAACACUUACACCAGCCAAAGCCAAUCUUGACGGCAACCAUUCCAGUGUCGUGUUACCUCCGCCUUCGCCUUCUGCCGGUGCAAUCCUCAGUGCAGGCGCUCAGGGACCACCGAAUCCAUUUGCCCGGCCGCCUCCCCCUAGCACAGCUGCUCAGAAUAACAAUGCAUAUAGUAGUACCAACAACAACAGCAACAACAUAGAGACGCCGAUAUCUGCACUUCCUAGUCGCUUCGUGCCAGAUGCGCUUCUUCCUUCUCCAUCUAGUUUCUUCCCUGAAUGGGGUUUUGGCCGCUCUGGUCCGGACAGUAACAUCCUUCCUAGUCCUCUGACCUUUCCCACUCCCGCCGUUCAAACAGGUCCCAGUUUUGCGCGUGAAGACGAUCAAGAGAAAAAGCGCAAGAGCCCCGAUAGUGGACCAAGUGCGGAAGGAGCACCGAAAAAGGCAAAGACCUAG
Messenger RNA from Aspergillus oryzae RIB40, 1884 nucleotides. It is a transcript of the gene rlmA, whose product is annotated as SRF-type transcription factor RlmA. The coding region runs from base 1 to 1884 and encodes 627 amino acids. Lineage: Eukaryota; Fungi; Ascomycota; Eurotiomycetes; Eurotiales; Aspergillaceae. Gene Ontology annotation, biological process: positive regulation of transcription by RNA polymerase II. The transcript is spliced from 3 exons. Gene Ontology annotation, molecular function: DNA-binding transcription factor activity, RNA polymerase II-specific; protein dimerization activity; RNA polymerase II cis-regulatory region sequence-specific DNA binding. The record is from RefSeq and is a predicted model, not a curated record.